This is a messenger RNA of Nymphaea colorata (pocket water lily), 896 nucleotides long. Its product is annotated as 40S ribosomal protein S10-1-like. NCBI's taxonomy places the organism in Eukaryota, Viridiplantae, Streptophyta, Magnoliopsida, Nymphaeales, Nymphaeaceae. Gene Ontology annotation, cellular component: cytosolic small ribosomal subunit. Gene Ontology annotation, molecular function: structural constituent of ribosome; RNA binding. The record is from RefSeq and is a predicted model, not a curated record. Bases 114 to 653 code for a protein of 179 amino acids. The transcript is spliced from 5 exons.
CCUUGGUCUAGGGUUUCUUUGCCUUCUUUUAUCCUUCGGCAUUCAGCAGCACCAUCGUUCUGAAAACCAGGGUUUUCUCAUCCUUCUACUCAGGAACUGACGCUCCUUCGAAGAUGUUGAUCCCGAAGAAGAAUAGGAACGAGGUCUACAAGUACCUCUUUCAAGAGGGCGUGCUCUAUGCGAAGAAGGAUUUCAAUCUGCAGAAGCAUCCUGAGAUCGAUGUCCCCAACCUACAAGUUAUCAAGUUGAUGCAGAGCUUCAAGUCCAAGGAGUACGUGAGGGAAACAUUCUCGUGGAUGUACUACUACUGGUACCUCACCAACGAUGGCAUCGAAUACCUGAGGACUUACUUGAAUCUGCCAUCUGAAAUCGUCCCAGCAACCUUGAAGAAGUCCGUGAAGCCCCUCGGGAGGUCCAUGGGCGGUGGUCCUGGUGGUGACAGACCCAGAGGCCCUCCACGAUUUGAAGGCGACAGGCCCAGGUUCGGUGAUCGGGAUGGAUACCGUGGUGGCCCUCGCGGGGGUGAAUUUGGUGACAAGGGUGGAGCUCCACCUGAAUUCCAGCCUUCCUUUAGGGGUGCGGGUGGACGACCUGGGUUUGGAAGAGGUGGUGGUGGUUAUGGUGGUGGUCCUGCAUCCAGUUCUCUUGCUUAGGCGGUUCUCUUGCUUAGGCGGUUCUCUUGCUUAGGCAGUUUCGUACCUUAUCAUCUGAUCUUGCGUCUACUUCCAGAUACUGUUGGAAAUUUUGUAGCGUUUUAUUUUAUUUUGGGAAGUUAAUUGAUAUCUCAGUUCAACAACGCAAGUUUGCUGUUAUCGAUGAUUUCCUUUCUGCUCCAUUCUUGACAGUUAUGAAACGCAACUAGUUUUAAGAUUCUUAAUUCUAACUUUUCUAUUCAA